CGAUGAAUGCGCGAGUUUUCCUUGUCAAAAUGGUGGAACAUGUGUUGACAUGCUUAAUGGAUAUUCGUGCAAUUGUUCAGAAGGAACUGGCGGAUUAAACUGUGAGCAAGAUAUUGAUGAAUGUGCAAGUUUCCCUUGUCAAAAUGGUGGAACGUGUGUUGACCUACUUAAUGGAUAUUCGUGCAACUGUUCAGAAGGGACUGUUGGAUUAAACUGCUAUCAAGGUUUUUUGGAUUGUAAAGACAUUGCUGAUAGCGUAACCUCGGCAACUAGUGGGAUAUAUGAAAUACUACUUUGGCAGUCUGCUAAAACAUUGACUGUAUACUGUGACAUGGUAACAGAUGGCGGGAGAUGGACGGUGUUCCAAAACAGAUUUGAUGGGUCUGUCGAAUUUUACAGGAAUUUGUCAGAAUAUAUAAAAGGGUUUGGAGAUAUAAAUGGAGAAUUCUGGCUAGGACUGGGCAAUCUCCAAGAACUGGUAGCACUAGGACCAUCAGAACUUCGAAUUGAUGUUUCGUCCCUGGGUGGGUCUGAAGGUUAUGAGACGUUCCAGGAUUUUUCCAUAUCACCAGGUCCAGGCUACACGCUGAACAUUGCACUGGGAAUUGGAACAAUAGGCGACAGUACUUCACAAGGUCUGUCAUUUAACAACAAUGGGUAUUUCAGUACCUUUGAUCGAGACAUGGACCAGUCUUCUACACACUGUGCUUCGUUCAAUGAAGGGGCGUGGUGGUAUACCAGCUGCAUGUAUGUUCAUCUUAAUGGGCAAUAUUGUACCCCAGGCACAACGAUCUGUGGUUAUCGUGGAAUGAUUUAUUACAGUUUUUUGAAUCUUGAGUCCUUUCUCACAUCUCGUAUGAUGUUUCGAAGGAUAUGAACAUAUAUGUGUGUUGUCAGAAAACAUAUGCAACAUCAAAAUGCAUUGAUGUUUAAAGAAUUGUUAGGUAAUAUUUUAUACAAAAAACAUAGUGUACUGUGCGAAAGCAUUUGGAACUACUUUACCUGUUUUUAUUUUUACUUGAACCGUUGUUUCGGGACGAAGUCUUCAAUACGUUGAUAUACGAGAGGUUUUUCAGUAUUGCAUACGUAGAUGAUAUUCAUGAUUUUAAUAUGUGAUCGUGUCACGGUACAGACCAAUUCUUUUUACAUUACAUUUUCUCUAUAAACAAAAUAUAAUCGUUUGUUUAAAACAAUAAAUGCAAGUAUUCCAAAUUUCAGAAGAUUUAGUAUAGUGAUUAUGCAUGGUAUAAUUCUAUUCAAUUAUUUUAUACAUUUACAUUGCUCUCAAUUUCAGGAUGUAGCAAAAUAAAUUCCAUAUUUUUAUUUAGAUACUUGAAAGAUG
Molecule: messenger RNA, 1342 nt
Organism: Mercenaria mercenaria
Lineage: Eukaryota; Metazoa; Mollusca; Bivalvia; Venerida; Veneridae
Product: microfibril-associated glycoprotein 4-like
Exons: 6
Coding region: 50-877 (275 amino acids)
Molecular function (GO): calcium ion binding
Source: RefSeq, a predicted model, not a curated record